This is a messenger RNA of Penaeus monodon (black tiger shrimp), 1804 nucleotides long. RefSeq lists its product as uncharacterized. Gene Ontology annotation, molecular function: DNA binding. Gene Ontology annotation, biological process: regulation of DNA-templated transcription. The record is from RefSeq and is a predicted model, not a curated record. NCBI's taxonomy places the organism in Eukaryota, Metazoa, Arthropoda, Malacostraca, Decapoda, Penaeidae.
GUAUGUGAAAUCAGAGGUGAAAACGAGGUUGCCAGUGAAAGACUUAGCAGACAUUCUUGAAGAUGAACACAAGGCAGACUAAAAUUGAAAAUCGUGGUCGUAUCAUUGGGAUGAGAGAAAGUGGUCUCUCUCCUAGUGAAAUUUCCAGGGAGCUGGGUAUCUCCCGGUCUGUAAUUUACAGGUGGAUAAAGAGGUGGGAGGAGGAGAGCACCCUGAACGAUCGCCCUCGUUCCGGUGCUCCACGAAAGACAACCGAAGAUCAAGAUGCUCAGAUCAGGGAGAUGGUGGAGGCGAACCCCUUCACCAAUGCAGUUAGUAUACAAGAAGAAUUGCAACUCCCAGUAACAAGUCGAACAGUGAGAAAAAGAUUGCACGCAGAUGGUAUUCAUCACAUUGUAUGUGAUAAAAACCUCGAGCACAAGAUUACCCGGAAAAAGAAAGAAGCCUGGAAAGGAAUCACUAAUAUUUUUAAUGCUGCCUCUGUCGGCGACAAAAGAACGGAAAAGCAAGUAAGGAAGAUGUGGGAGCGAGUAAAGGGAAAGAAAAAACAUGCAAUGAAGAAAAAAGAGUUGCUCAAGACAGGGGGUGGUGUUCCUGCAGAAGAUGUAGAUGACAAGACAGCCAAAGUGUAUGACAUCAUAUAUGAUGAACUAAAAGAUCUUGACAACGUGUUUGACAGCGAUUCUCUUACUGAUGAUACCCAAAUACAUGUCUCAAGUGUGUCUGCGGCUGAGGAUUUGGAAGACCUUCGACCAAGUUCAUCGAACAGUAGCAGACAGUCACCCCUACAAAGUGAUGUUGAACAAAAAGCGAAAAAAGGGAAAAAAGAAUGGAAAUUCAGCCCCGCUGCUGAAUGCUACGAACAGUCCCUAAAGAUGCAUGAAAGAGAGCAUGAAAUGGACAUGAAAAUAAAGGAAGCUCAGUUAGAGGGCGCACAAGAGUUUAUUGUUGCCUGUAAAAGUAUUAAACACUUUGCCGAAAGUGCUACUCAGGCAAUUAAAGAGGCUGCAAUUGCAGUACAAGAGGCAGCCAAGGCAAUUUCUGGGAAGUAAUAAUUUUUGUUCUUUGUUAAAGUAUAACAAUACAGAUUUCCUUAUUCAUAAAUAUGAAUCUGUACAAAUAUUUAUUUACUUUCCUACAGUUUUUUCUGUUGCAUAAGAAAGUAUAGAUUUGUACAUUUAUAUUUAAUCACAGAUGGCAGCAGAAAUUUGAUUUAGAAGUAAAGUAUUGAUUUUGUUUGUCCUGUUUUAGUAUUAAUUACAUACUUUAUCAAGACACCUUUAUAAAACCAAUAUUUAUAUUUUUUGAUGUAUAAAGAUGAUAUUAAAAACACAAGCAAAUUCACUGAUAAGGCACACCAAUAUUACAAAAUACUGUGCAAUAUCAUUAUCCGAAAUAUAAGAAAUUGGUAAAAUAUAGCAACAUGAUGAAAAUAUCAGUAAAAAAAUAAAUGAAACGGUAACAGUUUUAUAUAAAUAAAUGAAACCUUUACGACUGGUCAAAGUCAGAAAAUUUAUAAAACAAGCUGCAUUAUUACAAUAAUAUUACAACAAAAGCAGGAUGGAAAAGUAACAUUCCAUUAGAGAAAACUUCAUGUCAGUCUGUGCCAUCAGAGUUUAUGAUUUGCUGGCAUCAAACACUUCCCUCAGUAUUUUUUUGUAUGUUUGGUGGAUCUGGAUGGGGUAUCAUUAAAUAAACAGGAUUUUCAUUAAAGUCAUCUGCAUGUAUUUCUGGCUCUACUACCCUAUACUGAAUGGCCAGGUUAUGUAGUAUAGCACAAGCAGCAAUUAUAACUGAAGUGUUU